Clupea harengus (Atlantic herring) is the source of this 2350-nucleotide messenger RNA. It is a transcript of the gene porcnl, whose product is annotated as porcupine O-acyltransferase like. The record is from RefSeq and is a predicted model, not a curated record. Gene Ontology annotation, biological process: protein palmitoylation; Wnt protein secretion; lipid modification. NCBI's taxonomy places the organism in Eukaryota, Metazoa, Chordata, Actinopteri, Clupeiformes, Clupeidae. Gene Ontology annotation, cellular component: membrane; endoplasmic reticulum. Gene Ontology annotation, molecular function: Wnt-protein binding; palmitoleoyltransferase activity.
AAUUUUUAAGUACAUCGCAGUAUUGCACUCAGGGGACACUAAAACCAUUUAACCAUCGAACAGAGUUUAAUAACACAGGAAGGCUUUGUGGUCGCAAUCUGUAGAUUCAUACAUUUGGAUUAUGCGCAAGGAUUUGUGGGGCUCGGCGAACAUUCCUCAACUUGUUUUAGUUUAAGUAAAUAAAACGCAUUUAUGCGUGGUGGCUACCGAUAUGUCGCUGGUUGUUUGCAAACCUACACCAACAGAAUCAUGUUCUUAGUUGCUCAGCUCUCGGUUCUCUUUUCAGUCGGCCGAAAGAUCAAACGCUCAGGCGGGACAAAGCUGUGUUACAUUUCAUUGUUAGCAAGAAAAGCAUGGUUAAAGAUAGCUGCAGCAUUAUUAACCAGAGCUAGGUCAACAACACCCUCUGCAGGCAUAACCGGAUUUAUCAAAUGCAUCUGCCCACAGAUAGAGUUUCGGUAGCUAGUGUUGUUAGCCUAACUGCUAUUUUUUAAUGAAGGAUACAUGGUUGUUUGAAGACAGGAAAGACGUUUCUGUAACAAUCGGUUACAUUGUUGCAGUGCUCAUGGAAAAGCACGGUUACUUUUAACUUUCACAGCAAGGUCCUUCAGGAGAUGCCAUGGCAACAUAUAGUAGGUGGGAGCUGUUCCAGGAGUUGGCAGUGGGCUGUGUGCUCCCCGCUGCUCAGCAGGGCUUUGAUCAAGUAUGGCAACUCCUUUUUGUAUGCCUGCUGUGUCGCUUUCUCUUCAGGACAGGUCUGCCACCCAGUGUGAAACAUCUGUGCUCUUUGGCUGCAGGGCUCUAUGUCCUGUACCAAUUCUUUGAGCUGCACAUGGUUUGGGUGCUGCUGCUGAGUGUCCUGUGCUACCUCACCCUCUUCCUGGUCUGUUACUCCAACAGCCGUGGUACCUUCCUCUCCCUCGCCAUCCUUAUCUAUCUUCUCGUGGGGGAGCUGCACUUGGUGGAUGCCACAACCUGGCUAAAAAUAAGAGGUUCCCAGAUGGUGGUGGCGAUGAAGGCUAUCUCACUGGCCUUUGAUUUAGAUAGAGGGGUCAUUUCUGCUUUUCCUUCGCCUCUGGAAUUCAUGGGCUACGUCUUGUUUGUGGGCACCGUCAUUUUUGGUCCCUGGGUCAGCUUCACCAGUUACAAAGAUGCGCUCGAUAGCCGCAAGUUGAAAUUUUCUUGGUUUGCAAAGAUCUCUGGGAGCUGGGUGAAGUGUCAGCUCUGCUUGGUAGUGUCCACUUGCAUUGCACCAUACCUCUUCCCAUACCUGAUCCCAGUCGAUGGAGGGGAAUCUCUGAACAGGUGGCUUGAUGCCUAUGAGAAUGCAGUGUCCUUUCACUAUAGUCACUACUUUGUGAGCUUCCUGAGUGAAACCACCACCACCCUGGCUGGAGCUGGCUUCACUGAUCACAAGGACAAUGUCAAAUGGGACAUGACUGUGGCCAACCCUGUUAAUGUGGAACUACCCAGAUCCAUGGUAGAGGUUGUGACAUCCUGGAAUGUGCCCAUGUCUCGUUGGUUGAAUACAUAUGUCUUCAAAAGUGCACUUAAACUGGGAACAUUUCCUGCCAUUUUGGUGACCUACACAGCCAGUGCCUUACUGCAUGGUCUCAGUUUCCACCUUGGCGCAGUCCUGUUAUCUCUUGGGUUCAUCACCUAUGUGGAACACGUUCUUAGAAAGCGCUUGGCUGCCAUCUUCAGUGCCUGCAUCCUGUCAAAGAGUUGUCCACCUGAUUGCAAUCAUCAAAACAAGAAGGCUCUGUGGGUGUUUGGGAUCAAUAUAAUCUUUAGUACUUUGGCCAUUGUCCACCUGACCUAUCUGGGCUCUAUGUUUGACACUGAUAUGGACAACAUGGAUCCAGGAGAGGGUUACCUGGCCAAUCACACCAUCCAAAAAUGGUCGGAACUGAGCUGGUUGAGCCACAAGGUUAUGUUUGGCUGUUUUGUGUUCUACUGGCUCAUAUGAACGUCAUCAGUCGACUUCCUACGAAUACACUCCCUACAGAGAAUGGCAGAAGCUUGUGACUCAUUGGCUGACUUUCUACUCAGUGAAGAAUACUGCAUCCCUUACACUUGAGUCAGCCAGUGUCACACAUCAGUCAUGUAAAUCAUGUCUGAGCCUCUCUUUCAAUAGUGUAGGUCAAAUGAAUGUACCUUACUGAAAGUAUGCAGUCAGUUGACUGGGAUAUUGGGUCACUAAUAGUACUCUGUUACAGUAUAUACACAAUUAGAUUCACAGAUUAUUGGAAAAAUCUGGAAUGGAUCUAAUUUGUAUUUCUUAAAACUUAAAACCGUAUCUACCAUUUUCAUUAGAACUAUUUAUUUUUCUAUUAAAUGCUCGUUUCUA